Molecule: messenger RNA, 348 nt
Organism: Ostertagia ostertagi
Lineage: Eukaryota; Metazoa; Nematoda; Chromadorea; Rhabditida; Trichostrongylidae
Source: the annotation of a GenBank genome assembly
AUGGAUGGGAAUGUUCAGCAGGUGACACUCGCCCUACAGGGAACACUUCAGCUUGAUCCUAAUAUAAGGAAACAAGCUGAAAAUCGGAUUUUUGAAUUCGAAAAAGUUUCAGGGUUUGCAACGCUUCUUCUUCAACUUGUUUGCUCCGAUGAAGCGGUGCCAGAGAUUCGCAUGGCGGCCGCUGUUGCGCUGAAGAACUUUAUAAGAAAGAAUUGGGGAGAGACACCCGAGGUGGAUAUGACUCCGGAAGAAGAGGAACAGAUUCGCCAAUCCAUUCUUCAGGGGAUGUUUCUCAUCCGAGGUACUCUCCAAGGACAGCUCUCUCAUGCCGUGCAACUUAUGGCCAAG